Messenger RNA from Nicrophorus vespilloides, 948 nucleotides. RefSeq lists its product as uncharacterized. The record is from RefSeq and is a predicted model, not a curated record. The transcript is spliced from 5 exons. NCBI's taxonomy places the organism in Eukaryota, Metazoa, Arthropoda, Insecta, Coleoptera, Silphidae. The coding region runs from base 1 to 948 and encodes 315 amino acids.
AUGGAUCAAUUUGUGACAACGUACAGAAAGGAUUUCCUGUGGCCAUAUGUUCGAUCCUUUGGAUUGAAGCCGGACAAUGGACCGCAAUUUGGUGGACACGGUGAUAUGUGUGCAUGCCAAUGCAGUCAAGAAGAUGAACAAAAAUUGUUAGGACCCAAUGUUCUUGAACAGGACGCCUACCAGAAACUGGGCCCGAGUGCUCCAUUAAUGGACCCUAAGCUGUAUCCAGCUAGAGUAGGACCUGCGCCAGAAAAUGAUACGCAGAGGUUCAAUCAGCCCAACGUUUUUCUUGAGAAGCUGAGAAUGAAAUAUCCGUUUUUGUAUGAAGUAUUAAGAACCACCGCGCCUGAUGAUUUAAUAUCAAGGAUUAAUCGAGAUCGUUUACGAACUACUUAUGAAGUAGAUUAUUGCCAUUUGAAUGAAUAUCCAUCGGCUCCUUACGAUGAAUUAAUCAGAGCUGCUGGCUUGAAAGGAGGUCCGGUAUGCUCGGAGCCGGUAAGAUUGCCGGGCGAUCCUUGCAGACCGAAUCAAAAGCCGAUUGCGUUCAGACCGGGUGCACUACCAAACGCUACAAAGAUUGAUAAAAUAUCGAACAGUACGAAAUGUGGAGCGGUAGGUGGCGGUGGAGGAAGCGGCGGAGCUGGUGGUUUCGGAUCUUCAGGCGGCUCUGGCGGUCAAAACAGUUCUGGAGCACCGGGUAUUGGUGGUGCCAUAUCCAUGGGCACAACCGAAUACCAAGAUGCUAUCAGCAAAUUGGGCGAACUCAUAAUUAGAGAUAAAAUCCAUAUUAAGAAGAGGAAUAGAGGAAUACUUAGUUGGAAUCCUUUCAAUAAGGAACACGUCAACGGCGAUGAUAGCCUGAAUAAAUGGGGCAAAAUGAUAUAUAGGGAUCAGAAGCACUCGCACGGAGCAAGAUCCAGCGGCAGAACGGCCUUAUCCAGAAAAUAA